This is a messenger RNA of Lucilia sericata (common green bottle fly), 1276 nucleotides long. RefSeq lists its product as uncharacterized. NCBI's taxonomy places the organism in Eukaryota, Metazoa, Arthropoda, Insecta, Diptera, Calliphoridae. The record is from RefSeq and is a predicted model, not a curated record. The transcript has a single exon. The coding region runs from base 66 to 791 and encodes 241 amino acids.
CGAUUAGAACAUUUCAAAGUUGACAACUGAAGUAAAGAACGGAGUUAAACAGCUCAAUAAGCAAAAUGCGCACCUUUAUUUUAUUGUGUUUGUUAGCUGUGGCUUGCGCCGACAAAUUGGGUUACAACUACAGACCUGUUGAACACUCAAACUCAGGAUUAUCAUUUACUCCCGGUUCUGUGGGAGGUGGGUUUUCCUCAUCAUAUGGUGCUCCACACACUUCUGGAUUUUCUUCUGGUGUAGGUGGCGGUUUAGCUGGUCCUGUAUCUUAUAAUGCACCUGCUAACACCGGUGGUUACCACACGGAAUUCUAUACAUUUACAGCCCCAGAAGGUGCUUUCGAUGAUCCAGAAGCAGUCCAAAAGAUUGUUGGCUCUUUGAAGAAGAACAUUCGCGUUAUUUUCAUUAAGAACCCAGAAAACAAAGCUUACGAAAAUGCCGUACUUGCUUUGGCCAAACAAGCUGCCGAACAAAAGACUGCCAUCUAUGUGCUCAACAAACAGCAUGACAUCUCUGCUUUGGCUGAAAAAUUCAAUGCCAUAAACAACAACCAAAAUGCCAGACCCGAAGUACAUUUUGUUAAAUACCGCACACCAGAGGAUGCUGCUAAUGCGCAAAGAGCUAUUCAAAGCCAAUAUGACUCUUUGGGUGGUACCACUCAAAAUCACAAUGGUGGUGUUGCUCCUGUUAUUAACUUUGCUUCCCAAGCUCCUAUAUUUUCUCAUGGUUCAGUUCAAUCUCCCAACAGUGUGUACUUACCAUCAUCCGUAUUCCGUCGCUUCCGUGUUUAAAAGUGAAGUGCAAUGAAUUCGUAUCUUCAGUUGUGCUAAAGAUCAAUACUGUAUUACUUAUGUGUUAAUUGUUUAAUUAAUUUAUUUAUUUGUUUAAAAUGUUACGAAAUAAUUUAAACUUUUAUAUCUUUUGCCGUUUUCUUUAUAAAAAAUAUUAGAAAUCUAAUGAGUUGUUUCUAGAUAACGUGCGAAUACUUUGAGAACAAAUUUUACCUCGAAGUAGUUGAUCUACAAAAAUAAAUAUUAAAAUGCACGUUUAGCAAUCUAGGUUCAUACAUAAAGUUCUCAAUGAGUAUUUAGGUAAAAAUUAUGGGACUAAUACCAUUGAUACCGUAUGUGCCUUUUUCGUUUUUUCUUAACGUGCAAUAUGUAAAUUUAAAUAUUUGUAACAUUAAUAAAGAUUUCUUGUUAACAUUUAUUGCAAUCAUUAGCUGUGAACAGAUGUUAUUAUUCGUUAAUAUGUAAAUAUAUUUUUCUGAGAACCU